GACCAAUCUCCACCUCGAUAAGAUCUCUGGACACAGUCAACACUUGACUUCACCUCCGACAGUGACAUCUCCUGCGUCUACCUCAAAGUGAGCCGUUACUCAUUUUAAAGUACUUAUCUCUAACUUACAUUAUCGUUAUCGGUUUCAAGAGGAACGUUUAACGAAAAGGAAAGACAGCCUUUGGGGAGAAUGUCAGAUUUCGACAGCAACCCGUUUGCGGACCCGGAGUUCAGCAACCCAUUUCAGGAUCCAUCAGUGACACAAGUAAGACAGGCGGCUCCUCCGGGGUUAGAGGAGUACAAUCCCUUCACAGAUGCCAAACCAGCUCCUGCAGGUAUGGCACCCAAGACUACAGCACCCACCAUGAACACACAACCAGCCAUUAUGAAACCCACAGAGGAACCUCCAGCCUACUCACAGUCUCAGGCACAGGAUCAGUCUCGAGGAGCUGCUGAGCUGCUGAGGAGACAGGAGGAGCUGGAAAGGAAGGCGGCAGAGCUGGACCGUCGGGAGAGAGAGAUGCAGUCACUCAGUGCUUCAGGAGGCAGGAAAAAUAACUGGCCUCCGCUCCCAGAAAACUUCCCCGUUGGCCCUUGUUUCUACCACGACAUCACAGUGGACAUCCCAGUAGAGUUUCAGAAGACAGUCAAGAUCAUGUAUUACCUCUGGAUGUUUCACACAGGGACGCUGCUGGCUAACCUGAUCAGCUGUAUGGCCUGGUUCUGUGUGGACGCAUCACGCGGGGUGGACUUUGGCCUGUCCAUCCUCUGGCUCAUGCUCUUCACGCCAUGCUCCUUUGUCUGCUGGUACAGACCGCUUUAUGGAGCAUUCAGGAGUGACAGCUCAUUCAGGUUCUUUGUUUUCUUCUUCGUCUACAUCUGUCAGUUUGGCAUCUAUGUCAUCCAGUGUAUCGGCAUCGCUGGUUGGGGCACGAGUGGGUGGAUCUCUGCUCUGACUGGCCUGAAUAAGAGCAUCCCAGUUGGCAUUAUCAUGAUCCUGGUCGCUGCUGACUUCACCGCACUGGCUAUCAUGUCUCUCAUCAUGUUUAAAAAGGUCCAUGCGUUAUACCGAACCACAGGAGCCAGCUUUGAGCGUGCCCAGCAGGAGUUUGCCACAGGCGUCAUGUCCAACAAGACAGUCCAGACGGCGGCUGCUAACGCCGCCUCGAGGGCUGCACAGGGAGCGGCACAGGGAGCCUUCAAGGAGCAGAUCUGAUUGGUUAAGAGAGGUCGUUCAUCCCUCCGUCCAACACUCAACCCUCCUCUUCAUCCAUGCCCCCCUUUGAACAUAUGGAGAGCCUCCCACAGCCUUUUGACAAUUUCAAAGUGGUUUUACGAUCUAGAGAGAAACGAUCAGACAGGAUUUCUGCAUCUUUUGGACUCCAUCUUCCCAGCAACAUCGUGCACUCUCAUCACAAACUCUGAGACCCCCUCCUCACUGGCGCUGCACUCUUUCUACCACUCAACCAGCGUGCUCAGAUUGACCUUCUCUGUGUGAGUUUGUUUUUGUGUGGUCAUGUGUGUGUGUGUGUGGCCAACAUUGUGAAUGUUUGCGUGCCUCUUAAAACAUCACGCCUGUCCUCCGUAGGCAGACUGUAAUCAAAGUGAACCCAGUCCGACUUUGCCAGCUUAACCAGGGCAUUUCUGAUCAUCAGCCGUGUCUGUAAUUUAUCAACUCAAAUACUAUCUCUUCCUUUUAAACGAUUUCAUAAUUAUUAAUUUAUUACUGGAUAAAUGGAAGUCAUCUAGUCCUCUGUAGUUGUUGGUGCAUGCAGGCUGCAGCCUUCUUUGAUUUCCUUUUGCUUACUGCCACAUAUCAUAACUGAACACUGCUGCCCCCUAGUGGAGUAACUGUACUUUUGAAGAUGAAUGCUGUGCAUUCCAGCUCUUUGCCUUGCCUUCUACAUCUGUUUUCCUCUGAAUAUAGUUUGCAGACUUUAAAGUAUAACUUUCUUAGAUUGAAAGGUCACCCAAAGUCUUAACUGUUAAGCAUCAAACACUCAGCGGCGACAAAAAUCUCAGGGGGGUUGCGGGACCCAGUCUGCUCUAAAGUUGUCAAAAUUAGAUUUACAUCUUUUGUUUUGUUUUUUUAAUUGAAUCAUGAUUAGCAACAUUAUAAAUUAAGGCCAACUUUAAAGAUUUCUUAAAACAUGAAGAGAAUCUGUUCAUUUUUUAGCAAAAAAGUUAAAGGUCACAUAUAAUGCAAAAAGAAAAAAAAAAACACUUUUUUAGGCUUUUCUGUGCCCUUGGCCUGCCUACAACCCUCCAGAAGAAUCAGACCCCCCCAAUAAUAAAAAUAGAUUUGAAUUUUUCCAAGGGGGUCUUGGGGGCUUAGCUUUUCUCAGACCCAAGUAGAGGAGUCCUAAGAAAAAAAAGGUAGGGAAUCACAGCCUUAGAAGGUAGCAUCCUUCAUGAAAACACAUGCCUGACUUUGGCAGAGGUCAGCAGAACAAAGUUGGCCACCACCAACAGAUUUAAAUACAAGUAAAACCUUGAUUAAGCUGCAUAUUUGCAUUGUUCCUAUUUUUUCUGAUAUACUCUUCAAUGUCAAAAAUGUAUCACUGUUAGGAGCUGUUUCAAACAACGCAGCUAACUGUGUAACAAGUUGUGUUUGAUACUUCACAGCUAUUUUAUUUGGGUGAACUCUUGAAAGUUUGAUCUUAAAUCUUCAUUUGCCUAAACUCUUUUUGCCUUCAGUCAUCCACUUUAAAGCCAAGUUGCACUUUAAACAUUGUCUUCAGAUUCUUCGUCUGCAUGCUGUAAUCGCUGCAAACAUAAAGAUAUUUCUGAUCCCGCCCUCACGCCUUCCUUUGCAUCACUGUUAAUCCAUGCACACACCAGCUGUGUUUGACUGAAUUUUCACUUAAAACCGAACUUUUUUUCUAAUUCCGUCUGAAAACAUUAACAAACGAGAUCCACCACUCUGUAAAUACAGCUGCAUGUUUUUACAGCUGACCUGAAGAGGAAAAAUGUGACUCGUCUCCAGCUUUUCCCUGUGAGACUUACCUCAGUUUUUACUCAGGAUGUACUCUUCACUUGCAUGACAAAAUCAAAAAUAUACCUGAUUGUAUGAACACAGACUGGCCCCGAUGUUUAGCUGUAAUCGAUAUAUCAGCCGGUGAUGUUAUGGUUAUAACUGCUUGCAUUUUGUGGAUUGACUAUCUCUGAAAUCGUGCAACACAUCAGUCAAAUACUGCAUCAAAUCUGAGCGUGCUUUGAAUGUGUCUUUUUCUAAAAAAUACUGACCUUUUGUUGGAGCUGCAAACUGUUGAAUUGUCUUUUAUUGUCUCAUGUUAAAGCCAGUUAAGCCUUCUGUAUGUGUGUUUAGUGGGAGUGUGUUUAAAUUUGGCCUUUAAAGUUUUAAGUGAGUCUGGGAUCUUUCUUUUUCACUCCUCCUGCCUUCUUUUCCUUCUUUCAUUAUUCCCCACUUUGGUUUAAUUCUGACCAGUGCAUGUGUAUUUAUAAGUACAUGUAUGUACAAAGCAACAUGAGAUUAAUCUUAAAAGAAUCAGACUUGAGUGGCUCCUGCUGUUAUUUUUCACGUGUUUAAAUUAAAGAAAGGCAUUUGGCUGCACUGCGAUGUGACCUGUGUGCUGUAUAGUAGAUGGACCGUGGCUUUAAGCUUCAUAAUCAACAUGAUCUGUGGUAGGAAACACUGGGACUGAACUGAAAAUCGUCAACUCUAUUUAGAAGAUUUUAAUGAAACUAUUGGAAAAGACGUAGAUCGGUAUGUUUGUAUAUUUUGUACGAUUUACAAACGGUCGGCUCUUUGCUCCAAAUUUGGCUGUGAUUUUAAAAUGCACUCUGGUUUCACCGUCAGCCGCAUGUUGAGUACUUUGAGUUUUGUAUAUUUAUUGUAUUAACACAAAAUAAAAAUCCUUCUUCUG
Molecule: messenger RNA, 3886 nt
Organism: Cheilinus undulatus (humphead wrasse)
Lineage: Eukaryota; Metazoa; Chordata; Actinopteri; Labriformes; Labridae
Product: secretory carrier-associated membrane protein 1-like
Exons: 9
Coding region: 190-1215 (341 amino acids)
Biological process (GO): protein transport
Cellular component (GO): recycling endosome membrane; trans-Golgi network membrane
Source: RefSeq, a predicted model, not a curated record